AUGGCUACUCUUCCAUCACCGGAGGUGCCCGUGGAAUCUGCAUUGAAUGUUAUUGUCGAUGAAGAGAUUAUGCAGAUGAAGAACAAGUCUUUUUGUUCAAAAUUGAAGGACACCGUAAAGAAUAAAUUUCCGCGACUCUUCCGCAAGAAGGUAGGCUUCCCGCCUAUUCAGAAAUGGAUACACUCAGUCACUCUCAAGGACCCGGAUCAACAGCCAAUCUGA
Sparassis crispa is the source of this 222-nucleotide messenger RNA. RefSeq lists its product as hypothetical. NCBI's taxonomy places the organism in Eukaryota, Fungi, Basidiomycota, Agaricomycetes, Polyporales, Sparassidaceae. The coding region runs from base 1 to 222 and encodes 73 amino acids. The record is from RefSeq and is a predicted model, not a curated record. The transcript has a single exon.